Messenger RNA from Cladophialophora immunda, 3039 nucleotides. RefSeq lists its product as uncharacterized. The transcript has 2 exons. The record is from RefSeq and is a predicted model, not a curated record. Bases 152 to 1204 code for a protein of 350 amino acids. Gene Ontology annotation, biological process: nucleotide metabolic process. Gene Ontology annotation, molecular function: ATP:ADP adenylyltransferase activity; ATP binding. Lineage: Eukaryota; Fungi; Ascomycota; Eurotiomycetes; Chaetothyriales; Herpotrichiellaceae.
AUCAUACUCUUUCCCAAGGUCAUUUUACGGUCGGCCUGGCGGCUUUGCUGGGUUUGCUCCUGAGGAGACAUCGUGGUAGACACAGAGGUCUAAAGAUUAGCGGUUGCUUGGCACUAUUUCGUGCCAAAAUUGACAACGAAGUCCACGAACGAUGACGGAGUCAGCGAGGAUGCUUGGUCUUGCAGAGCCGCUAUACCAGAGAGUAUCCCAGAAGUUCAUGACAGCCUUCAAAGGGAAAGACAUUCUAUUCUCCGAGACCAGCCUCGCCUACCUCCAGGCUAAGGGAGGAGCUUCGUUCCAACUGCGAUACUGCCCUGCGUUGAAGAAGAAACCCCAAGGCGACGCUUCUGGUCCGAAAAGGGACCCGACGGGGCCGAAAUUUGAUCCUUUCGAAAACCCGCCUGCAGAGCUCCUAGUCGCUCAAAUCCCGGCCCAAAAUGCAUCGCACACUCUGGUGCUGAACAAAUAUCCAGUCAUCCAUAACCACUUCAUCAUUGCUACCAAGGCCAACAAACCGCAAACGGACCUCCUGGAGGAAGAUGAUAUCGGCCUGACCCAUGCUUGCCUGCGCGCCUGGCAAGACCGGCGGCAUGAUGGAAGUUCUCCAUGCCUUUUUGCUUUCUUCAAUUCUGGUGAGCACAGUGGCGCCAGCCAGCCGCAUCGCCACUUACAGUUCUUACCUGUGGAGGAUAUGGCAGGUUCGAACAAUCGAGAGUGGAGGCUUCUAAUCGACCGUAUGAACGUACCAGUUCAUCCAGACCUACCGCUAUUCCAAGAUCCAUCGUUGCCAAUCUUGCAUUUUUCCACGCCUCUUGAACCAGACGCCUCAGCUGCCGACUUGCACCGCAAAUAUGUGUUGCUCAUGCAAGCAGCGCUGUCUGCCACUCGGUCCCCUGGCCAACCACUGGACCAAAGCCUGGCGAUCGAAAGGGACGGCAAAACUCUGAUCUCCUACAACCUUGCCAUGACGACUGACCGAAUGGCAAUCUGCCCCCGGAGUCAAGAAGCGGCUUCCAUUCCCGGAGCCGGACCAGAGAGCUCCGUGGCUAUCAAUGGCACGAUACUCGCAGGCACUCUCAUGGUCAAGGACGAGACAGAGUGGGAUGUUCUUCGACAAACUCAUUCGCUUCUGGACGACAUGCUGGCAUCUAUCGGCUUUCCUUUGACGUCAUGGAAACAGUACGCACGCACAGCAAAAGCAUAGGAGAACGCUCACAGACAUACCUGUUGUACUGAGCCAGAUUUCCAUUGUCCCUAGCCAACCAAGUAAUGUCACUUUGGGGAGUACGUCCAAAUCUGAGAGACGGCGGCCCGUCUGUUUCCUGCACCUCUGACUACUAUCUUUCUCUACACUACCGACCUCAUCCUCCAAGCACAAUCGCCGACAUGCCAGCUGGGACAGAGUGGUGCAUUUUCAGCUCGAUGACACACGGAAAGGUCUAUCUCUUUUCGCCCCGAGCAAGAACACUCGACAAGAGCAUCAGCUGGACGAUAAUCUCACAUUCACUGCCAAAAAAAGAACGGUGAUGGCUUCCCAGAAGAGACUUCAUCGUAUCCAAGUGGUAUGUCACAGAAAUGGAAACAAACUGUAUACGCGAAGUCAAGGUCUUUUGCUCAAAUCCAGAGAAGCUGCGACAAUGGAACACCACCUGUGGCCAGGAGGGUACUGCCCACAUUGGAGAUCGAAGCGCACUGCCAUUCCCAGUCAGAGCAAUUCAGGUGAAGUUGGGGCCCUUUUUGGAACCACCAUGCCCUCUCAAUACUGAUGGCUGAGAGGUUUAGAAUGGCGCCAAGCGAAGCGAGCUUUACGAUGCAGCUUAUGAGGUCUCUGAGACGACUUUGUCCAGCCUUAUGCCGCGAGAAAGAGCAGAGUUUGCAGUUGAAAGCUGCGCAACCAGUACAAAUGAUGACUACAACCUUCAUUGGCGACUCCGCCAAUGCCGAAGCAUCAUCGAUGGCGACAGAGCGAUACGGGAAGGGCAGAGGCUGGCCAUGUGGUUCACAUUGGGCUGUGUCCGUCGAGGCACGUCCGUCCGUUCACGAGGGAUCUACUGGCGCAAAGUCAUGCUGCAAAUCCACCGCAACGAUAACCUUCGGUCGAGCAGCCGCUUCAGGCGGAGCAUUGACCAGACCAGAACAAGUGGACGGACCUGUGCAGGAGAGAAACUUUGAGCAGUUUUCUGACCGCAUCGACAGAGCUAUCGAGGCAAGGUGAAAGUGUCAUGGGCAGUCCAGACCCCGAAAUUCUCGCUUGUUGCGCAAGCCACAAACCCGUAUGAUAGUGACUGCAGCGGAUUUCCAAGCCCUGAGUUGUCCGGUUGAGAGUAGCUCGCUGUCCGUAUCGGUGGUCGAGCAGGCGAGACAAGGGUAUGUAGAGGUCAGGCGUGGGGCAGGAGCCCGACCCGCCGGAUAGUGACGGUGAUGGGUGGAGGGAGGAGGGAGGGACUAGACCGAGAAACACGAGGCAGAGGUCAAAGGCAAGAAGAGGGGUUGGGACUGCUUGGAGUCUGUUCGUAGGGCUGCAGAUAUUCCAAGGGCCAAAACGGGCUUUGGAUUGCGCGGGGUUUGCGAGUCCUCCUCCUGGAGCUGCUGCUGCUGCUGCCUCAGGGUCUGGUGGUCUGGCUCACCUCCCUUGGGACUCAUGGGGCAUGAAUACGAGGUUUUGACAUGCGGCAGGCGAGCCAGACCAUCACCUCGGCGCCAAUCCCGCCCAUCCCCCUUCGUUUUUUUGUCUCAAUUCAGCAUGCACUCAUGGCCGUUGAAGCUCUGCUCGCGUCCGCUUUCGGCAGCGUGGCCUUGGAGGUGUCUGCUCUGUUUGGCUGCGCGCAGCCGAACGUUGCUGGGGGUGGUGCUGGUGGUGUGUGAGCAGGAUCUGCAGGAAGGCCAGCCAGCCUCGAUUGACUUCUGUGUCGGCUAUCAAAGCAAGAAAAAUUAAAGCAACCAAGCAGAGCGGCGAGACAAUGUGCACUUCUACGCGUGCUAUGUGUGUUGUUUCCUGGCCCCUCCUAUUCUCUCUUUCCACCUUCUUCCGACGGCCGA